AUGGACAACAAGAAAGAAGGAGUAAAUCAUACUAAUUAUUUAGGACAAAAAUAUGUGAAAAUAUCAGACAGCAGUGCAAACUUAGUGUGGUUUCUUCAGAUUUCAGAUAUACAUAUCAGUAUAUUCCGGGACCCUGGAAGAAUUUCACAAUUUCAACAAUUUUGUGAUAACACAGUGAAGAAAAUUAAUCCAUUAUUAGUGUUGGCCACUGGAGAUCUUACUGAUGCAAAGGCCAAAGACAACUUGGGGAGUUCCCAAGUUAAAACAGAGUGGGUGUACUACCACAAUAUUAUAAAAGAGUCAGGGGUGACUGACAGUACUGUCUGGUUAGACAUAAGAGGAAAUCAUGAUAAUUUCAACAUUGGUACAAUUAAUUCUCAAGAGAACUACUUCAGAAAUUUUUCAGUUCAAGGAAAACAUAAUGUCAAAUCCUAUGUUCAUUAUGAAAAUAAAAAUGGUGUAAAUGUUGCAUUUUUGGGUAUUGAUGCCUGUCCUGAACCAGGGCUCAGGAGGCCUUUCAAUUUCAUUGGCAUCCUCGAUGUACAAGAGCAGUUAAAUAUACUAAGACUAAAAGCAGAAGCUGAGGCUAAGGCUGAUCAUAUUGUUUGGUUUGGACACUAUCCAAGUUCCUGCAUAUUACCUCUACGGAGAGAUUCUGACAGUUUCAAUUUGCGUCAAAUUAUUGGUUCCAGCCAAGAGUCACAAGUGUAUGUAUGCGGUCAUUUACAUUCUAUGGGUGGUUUAGUGACAAAAAUGUACACGAAACAGAAAAAAGGAUUUUUGGAACUUGAGUUAGGAGACUGGAAAGAUAACAGAAUGUACAGAUUAGCAGCUAUUGACCAUGGUCAUUUUUCAUUUGUUGAUCAUAAACACAAUGUUUGGCCACUAGUGCUUGUUACAAAUCCUAAACACGCUCGGUAUACGAUGCCUGGAAGAGAACCUUUGCAUUUAAUUCCCGAGUCAACUCAUAUAAGAAUACUUGCAUUUAGUGAUGUUAAGAUUGUUAGCGUACAAGUAACAUUUGAUAGAAUAAGUUGGAUGACCUGUAAACACAUUGAAGGACCUCUAUAUACCUGCCAAUGGUUGCCUCAUUUGUUUAGCACGGGUUUACAUACUGUUUAUGUAAGAGUUAAAGAUGAGUUAGAUAAAGAAGCACUACUUGAACAUCCAUUCACGUUAGAUGGAAGUUUAAUGAAUUUUGAUGUACCUGGAAGAAUUUUGCUUAUGUUGAAUGCUGGUGCUGUGUUUCAGGCAAUAUUUGGAACACUCUUGUUGGUAAACGUGCUUCCUCUAGUCUUUUUAAGGCUGCAAAAAUCACCACCAAAGUAUCGAAGAAGAUUUGGACGAAUUAUGCUAAGACGCAUUUGGCUACUGACCAAACUCGAUAGAGUAUUUUAUCCCUUAGUAUUAUAUGUAAUAUACAUACCGAUUGGACCAUGGGCGAUAGGGGAACUUAUCGAUGGCCACACAGGUGCCAUCUUUGCCUGGGUGCCAUAUAAGAGGAAUACGGCGACUUAUUAUGAAUUUGCCGUUUGUGUUUCUGUUGUCAAUACAGUUGCUAUUAGCAUACUUCUUUUGGUUGGAAUAUGGAACAAUGUCUUUUAUGUUUGGACCAUUGAGAACAUGGAGUGUCGCUUUAAGUGUACUACUGUGGUACAAGACACUGAAUUUGCCACCAGAACAAUGCAGAAAGCUGAUAAAGUUGAACGAAUUACCUUCAUAGUAUUGUCAGUUAGAUAG
Messenger RNA from Arctia plantaginis, 1740 nucleotides. The record is from the annotation of a GenBank genome assembly. Lineage: Eukaryota; Metazoa; Arthropoda; Insecta; Lepidoptera; Erebidae.